AUGGUGAACACAGGCCUGCAGCUGAUCAGCUUCACCUGCGCAGUGACUGGCUGGGUGAUGGCCAUCGCCGUGACGGCGCUGCCCCAGUGGAAGGUGACUGCCUUUGUAGGCAGCAACAUCCUCACCUCCGAGAUUGUGUGGGAGGGCAUCUGGAUGAACUGCAUCUACCAGACCACCGGCCACAUGCAGUGCAAGACCUACGACUCGCUGCUGGCGCUGCCGGCCGACGUGCAGGCGGCGCGGGCCCUCAUGUGCCUGUCCAUCUUCCUGGGCUGGCUCUCCUGCACCGUGUCCUGCUGCGGCAUGAAGUGCACCACCUGCGCCGGCGACGACCGGCAGGCCAAGGCGGCCAUCGCGCUCUCCGGCGGCGUGCUCUUCAUCGUCACCGGCCUGUGCGUGCUGGUGCCUGUCUCCUGGACUGCCAACACCGUCAUCCAGGACUUUUACAACCCGGCCGUGCCCAUCGUGCACAAGCGCGAGCUGGGCCAGGCCAUCUACCUGGGCUGGGCCUCGGCCGUCAUCCUCAUGCUGAGCGGUGCUGUGCUGAGCAGCACCUGCCCCCAGAGCGAGCGGAGGGGCUACCGCCGGGGCUACAUGGGCCGCAGCUUUGCCAAUACCCGCCCCUCGGCGCCGGAGCCCCCCAAACCCAUCUCCACCAGCAGCCUGCCCCUGAAAGAGUACGUCUGA
Molecule: messenger RNA, 687 nt
Organism: Megalops cyprinoides (Indo-Pacific tarpon)
Lineage: Eukaryota; Metazoa; Chordata; Actinopteri; Elopiformes; Megalopidae
Product: claudin-4
Exons: 1
Coding region: 1-687 (228 amino acids)
Biological process (GO): cell adhesion; bicellular tight junction assembly
Cellular component (GO): plasma membrane; bicellular tight junction
Molecular function (GO): structural molecule activity
Source: RefSeq, a predicted model, not a curated record